AUGGGGUGCGCGACAACACUGGAGCUUCUGCAUCGAAGGACAUCGCGAUCGGGAUUCUAUAACUGGUAUCUACUGUUGACCUCAUCUAUUACAAUGGGUGGAAUUGGAAUCUGGUGCAUGCAUUUCAUCGGUAACCGAGCAAUUGUCCUCGGUGACGGACAGCAGGAAAUCCAAAUCCUUUACAAUGUCGCAUUCACCGGAACAUCGUUCGUUCUUCCCGUGAUAGUCCUGCUGACAGCAUUCUACUCCAUCGGCGUCGAAGAGAAAGCCGGCUAUCUGCGUAUCAUGCUUGGAGGAUUGUUGACUGGAAGUUCCGUAUGCGGUAUGCACUACGUGGGACAACUGGGCAUCGCGAAUUACAAGUGCUCCUACGCUGUCGCCAACGUGGUUGGGUCUGCUAUCAUUGCUGUAUUCUCUAGCACCCUGGCUUUGGGCAUCUUCUUCCGGUGGAGGGCGACUUGGACCGAUAGCUGGUGGCGACGAGGAAUCUGUGCCUGUUUUCUUUCGACCGCUGUGUCGGGCAUGCAUUGGACGGCGGCGGUUGGCACUUCCUAUCGAGAGCGCGAUGAGUCGAUGCAGCAUGGUACUCAACUGUCUCGCACUCAGGUGGUCAUCAUUUGCGCUGUACUGGCCUGCGUCUCUUGCGUGAUUUUGUCCGCCUGUGCAAUUGUUGCAGGUGGCAAUCGGCGACGAUCGACUACUCGUGCACACCAACUUGUUCUAGCCUGCGCCUACUUCGAUCCAGCCGGACGUGUGAUGGUUACACCCCAGGCCCUUCUGCCGACACGAAAGAUUGUCGAUCACUACAUUGGCCGAACCUUUAAAGACGACGACCUCACUCGCACUCAUCCUACCUUCCUUUGGGCUUUCAGGGCUAGCCGCAACUGGCCUGUUGUCAAAGACCUAAUCCCCUUCAUGCGAAACCGCCUCGAAUCCGAAGAACAAGCAAUCCAAAAACACGUGUUAUCUCGUGGAGUUGUCAUGGACAAGGAGACCGAGCUGCAAACAGAUUUCGAUACCCUCUUCAAGCAGCUCUUCUGUGUUACUGCGCAAGAGCUUUCGGACGAACUUCGCCAACCCCUAUCAGACUUGGGAACCCUGUAUGACAAUGUGCUGGCCACCGCGAUCCCCGUUUCACGAUUAUCACGCGCUAUGGGACGCUCCUCCCUGCGCACGGGUAAGGGUCAAUUAAUUUUCAGUGUUCGGCAAUUACAGAAGCACGAAGCAAACCGUUUCUCCUCCAACGGAUUCCGAUUCGCAACGAUCGAACACGUUACGUCAACCUUAUCCCGCCGUAUUCACGUCCCCGAAGUGACUCUCAUUGAGCAUCUCCGCGACAUGCGCGAUUAUGCAAGCUCGAGUCGCGGCUUCGGAGAAGGCGUGCAUCUUAUCUCUUAUGUGAUGCGACCUACCGUUCAAGAUCACUUUGAAAUUCUCACCACCAAGGGAACCGGAAAUCCACUCCCUUCUGCAACUCUUCCAAUGAAGCGUCUAUCCGUGCAGCAUCUCGAUCUGAUUUCACACAUGGAAGGCUGGUCCAUGAUUACGUGUCUGAAAUACCUACAAUCGAAAGCCGCGCAACAAACCGACAAGAAUAUGGAAGCAUUCCGCGAGCACCUUGUGCACGGCAUCAUGACGCUCGCCAAGUCAUUCCCAGAGGAUAUGCGUUUAGCAGCAACAUUCUCCUCCAGACCUCUUCUCGCCCCGUGCCGUUCUGCCCUUCGACGAUCCGAAGAGAACCAGCUCUUUUCCCAAUGUACCCUCCUCACCUUCUGUGUUGUCGCCCCUCUCGACACACAAGUACCCAACCCCGAUUUCACCUUCACUCCAUUCCGCCUCUUCCGCGUGCAGCAGCAAGUCAACGACGUUAUCGCCGAUCGAGAUGGCUUCUCUCGCGAACUGAACCAGGAAUUCUUUUGCACAGACGUCCGCUCUAAUUCCUCCGUCACCGAAUCAGAUAUCAAGUCAACAACGCGCUCGGCAAUAUUGAAACUCUGGCCCUCGCGAAAACACCACGCUCCUCCGUCAGGGCACUCUCAGGAGUCAUUAGUCGAGACAAACACAGUUCUGGGAGAUAUCACCGUCCAGAAAGAAGUUCGCGUCGACGUCACCCGGAUCAACGAGAACGCCGCGCAGAACGUGGGGCACACGCACGAUGCUGUCAUCGCUGCCGGAGAUGCUGUUACCACUCCUGCGACGUAUGUCGAUGAGUUGUACAGUCUCUGCUAUGCGCCGGGCAUCCGUCUGCGGCCAGAUUCGUCACUUCACGCGUUGACGGCUGCUCGAAAUCCUGAUAAGUCAUGA
Penicillium subrubescens is the source of this 2304-nucleotide messenger RNA. RefSeq lists its product as uncharacterized. The record is from RefSeq and is a predicted model, not a curated record. Lineage: Eukaryota; Fungi; Ascomycota; Eurotiomycetes; Eurotiales; Aspergillaceae. The coding region runs from base 1 to 2304 and encodes 767 amino acids. The transcript has 4 exons.